Molecule: messenger RNA, 1574 nt
Organism: Racocetra fulgida
Lineage: Eukaryota; Fungi; Glomeromycota; Glomeromycetes; Diversisporales; Gigasporaceae
Source: the annotation of a GenBank genome assembly
AGCGUCCACAGUGUGGUACCUGUCGUAAAUCUAAGCGAGAAUGUAAAUAUGAACUUUCUGCAUCAUCAAAGCGUGGACGGCCGAGAAACGAAGUCGAAAUGUUACAAGAGCAAAUCGAGGAUAUUCAAAAUAUACAGUACCAUCAGUUGAAUCAAAUGGGAUCUCUACUAAAAAUGGCUGUAUUGCCUGAUGCUCAAGAAACAAUGCCUAUGGCUAGUGAUAAUAAUGCGGUGGGUGAUUAUCUUAUGUCAAAUAAUCCUACCGAUGAAGCAUAUGGGUGGAACAAUUUUUAUUCUCCCUUAAUAAGUGAUGAAAAUCCUCCGCCAAGUUUAAAUCUAGAUCUUUCAGGAGAUACCUUAACGUUUUUUACGGAAUUUAAACCAGACCAAUCCGAUUUGCCAAUACAGGAUCCUUUGGAUCAACUCGCUGCUAAAUUUAAAUCUUCUCUAUAUGUGGGCCCUUCAUCUUUAGUAACGUUAAAUGAUGAUGGAGAAGAGCAACUCAUACCUCAAGAUGAUUUUUCCGAUUUAUCUUUAGUUGAGGAUCAACUAAAGGUUUUACCAAUUCCUGGAAUUGCAGAGAGCUUGAUUGAUGUCUACUAUCAAGUAAUUGAAACUUUCAUUUUUCAUGGAUUUGGAUUGCAUCGUAAAGUCAAGAGUGAUCAGAUUAGUGACGAAGUUAAAGAAAUGCAAGAUAUGGCAUUUUGGGGUUUUUUUGCUUCUGAAACUUGGGUUUCAGCUUGUUAUGGUCGUCCAAGCGCUAUAGAUGAGUCUACAUGCGAUGUUGAUCUCCUUUCAAUACCACCAGAUUCAAAUCCAGAUGAAGAAACACGAUUGCAUAUAGCUUGGGUCUUACAUAUCAAUUUGUUGCGCAUUUUUGCUCAAGUUCGUAAAUAUUUACAUGGUUGGGCAAAAAUUGCUGGCAGUAGUCGGGAGGAAAACCAGUUUCGUUUUUUAGAUGGAACGUUAGGGAAAUGGUUUUAUACUUUACCACAUUGGCUAAAAUUUGAAGAAAUGGCACAAGAUCCGAAAGGAAGUUUCUUAGGAGAAAUGCAUACUCUUUUCUGGACGGUACUUAUUCUUCUUCAUAGUCGCAAUCUUACCAUGUUCACUUCGGAUCAUUCGUUGGAUGAUUCAAAUUUGGCAUCUCAAACUAUUUGUGUUCAUGCUGCAAUAAUUCUUCUCCAUUGUCUUGAUGUGCUUAUGAAUACUGUGCCAAAUUUUUAUGAACAAACUUGCACUGCUCUUUUUUCGUUUGCACCUGCCAUACGUGUGUUAACGUGGACUGCUAAACGUGGUGAUUCUAAAGCAGAGCUUAUGGUACAAAGGCUAAAUGAGAUUAAGAAAGAAGUUGCAGAGAUUGCAAGGCGAAGAUUUGUUGACCAAACAACAGGUGAAGGUAGAUUAGAUGGUGAGGAAAAACUAAAAGGAAGUUUAAACGUAUUUAAGGCGUACGAAGAACAAGCGACGUUUGAUUCUGAAAAACAAAAAGAUAAUUCAUAUAAAAAAUACCGAAAGUCCCCUAACUUACCUUCGUGGGUUGACGCUGGAAUUUGGCUGAAGCUUAAAUUGUAA